This is a messenger RNA of Periophthalmus magnuspinnatus, 1251 nucleotides long. It is a transcript of the gene spaw, whose product is annotated as southpaw. Gene Ontology annotation, biological process: BMP signaling pathway; SMAD protein signal transduction. Gene Ontology annotation, molecular function: type I activin receptor binding; cytokine activity; growth factor activity. Gene Ontology annotation, cellular component: extracellular region. The record is from RefSeq and is a predicted model, not a curated record. The coding region runs from base 1 to 1251 and encodes 416 amino acids. Lineage: Eukaryota; Metazoa; Chordata; Actinopteri; Gobiiformes; Gobiidae. The transcript has 5 exons.
AUGGCAAACAGGUCCUGGGAGACGGGCCUGACGGGCCUAAGAGCGGUUCAGAUGCCCUACAUGAAGAGGAAACCAACAAGGCCAGUUACGUCACCCGGACUGGCAUUACCGGGCUCCACCCUGGAGCCAGGCCUGGUGUGGGUGCUCGGCAGGCUUGGGAGUGGUCAGAGGAAUGAGACGUUCAAAUACCCGCUGUACAUGAUGCAGCUUUACCGGGCCUUUAAAAUUUCCGAUUCAUCCCUCUUUACUGACCCUCGGCUGGAGAUGACUGCACCAAACUCCAACUCUGUGCUCAGUUUAACAGCUAAAGUCUGCCAUCAGGCCGGAGCCCGCUGGACCAUGACCUUUGACCUGUCCUCUGUAUCCUCUAAUGAGCACAUGCAGUCAGCCGAGCUCCGCGUGCGCCUCCCUGCCUUCUCCGCCUCUGCAAGGGCUACUGUCGACCUGUACCACUCCAGAACACCCUCCUGCUCUCAACAUUCACCCUCCUGCAGAGAGCAACGCAUUAUGUUAGGGACAUUUGACACUGCUCCAGCCCACAGCUCAUCCUCCUGGAAAGUGUUCAAUGUGUCGGGCUUCUUACAGGAAUGGCGUGGUGGAGCACUGGCCUGGGAGAGCUCAGAAGACUAUGAAGAGGGGAGUGGAGCCGCAGGGGGCAGGCUGGUGCUCGGUGAACCUGGGCAGAGAAAGGUGUCCUAUGUGACCACAAACCGUGUUACCAUGGUAAUCUUCUCCAGACAGAGCAUCCCGUCAGUGGGGCAGCCAACCUACAGCCUGAUUCAGACUGUGCAGAACUCCAAGUACGUGGGGAGAUCCAGGACAGAGAGACCGGGAGGCAGGAGGCACAAGAGAAACCGGCUAGAUCACACUGUAAAAGAGAGGCUGAGGACAUCAGACAGGGCCAUCUCCGUAGGGGCCCCAGAGGAGAGCGAGCCCCGGCCCCUGUGCAGGCGCGUGGACAUGUGGGUGGACUUUGACCUGAUUGGCUGGGAUGCUUGGAUUGUGUAUCCCAAACGUUACAAUGCCUACCGCUGUGAGGGGGAGUGUCCUACCCCCCUGGAUGAUUCCUUUAGCCCGACUAAUCACGCCUACAUGCAGAGCCUGUUGCACCACCAUCAGCCUGGCCGAGUGAGCUGCCCCUCCUGUGUGCCCACUCGUCUCUCUCCCCUCUCCAUGCUUUACUAUGACAGCGACGACCUGGCACUGCACCAUCAUGAAGACAUGGUGGUCGAGGAGUGUGGAUGUUACUGA